AUGUCCGCAAUCACCCCCCGCUCGUCACCAUCACGCGUGUCCUCGCGCAAGACCUCCCCCUCCCCCGUCUCGGUGCCCCCGCCGAACCUCCCUCUCCCCCGCCUCGUCUCACCGCGCCGCACCCGUCCGCGCCGCACAGACCUCCACAGCGGUCUCUGCCCGCUCGCCGAGGCAGACGAGGACACUCCCUCCCGCUGCCCGUCGCUGUACAACCCCACCUCGCCCGUCUCAGAGACGCAGCGCUCCUCCAUAGUCUACACGCCCUGCGCCGAGGACGACGACCCCUUUGAGGACUGCACAUUCUCGCCUGUCUCCGACGUCUUCUACGACGACUCGGCGAAGCACGCCGCCCGCUCCCUCCGCUCCCCAAUCCGCACACCCACGCCAUCCCGCCUUGCGGCACCCUACCGCCUCCUCCCUGCCCUUCCCAUCCUCUCCGUUUGCGAGCAGCGCCCCGCACCCCCGUCUCCCCCGACCCCAAGCUCGCCUCUCACACCCACCACCCCCGGCCUCGACGGCAUGGGCGCGAACCUCGUCAGUGCGCUCCGCAACCUCCUCACCUCCUGCGGCGAGUACGAGUACGACUACGCCUUCGCCGACGCGGAAGAAGCAUACCCCGAGCCCGUACCGGGACAGUUCGACGACGCCGUGUCUCCAAAGUCAUCCCCGACACUCGCGUGCCCACGCACACCCCCGCCACAGCCGGCACGCGCCGCCGAGCUCCUCCGCGCUCCCCGCCCUCGCCGCGGACCACGGCAGCCCCUCGCGCCAGGCUUCAACGCCGACCACUCGGUGCUCGCGGCCAUGUCGGCCGAAUGUCGUGACCGCGCGAUCGAAGCAUUCGAAGACCUCCCGCCCCUCUCGUCCAGCUCGAGCGUCUCCUCCGCCUCCUCCCUCGCGUCGCUGUGCGGCAUGGCCUCCGGCAUGACCAUGGCCCCCCGCCCGCCCGUCACGCCCCCGCGCAAGUCGAGCCGCCGCAUCCUGCGCUCCCCCCUGCCUCUAUGGUCGUAG
This is a messenger RNA of Cutaneotrichosporon oleaginosum, 1011 nucleotides long. RefSeq lists its product as uncharacterized. Lineage: Eukaryota; Fungi; Basidiomycota; Tremellomycetes; Trichosporonales; Trichosporonaceae. The record is from RefSeq and is a predicted model, not a curated record.